Messenger RNA from Brassica oleracea var. oleracea, 1790 nucleotides. Its product is annotated as zinc finger protein CONSTANS-LIKE 12. NCBI's taxonomy places the organism in Eukaryota, Viridiplantae, Streptophyta, Magnoliopsida, Brassicales, Brassicaceae. The transcript has 6 exons. Bases 353 to 1513 code for a protein of 386 amino acids. Gene Ontology annotation, molecular function: zinc ion binding; protein binding. The record is from RefSeq and is a predicted model, not a curated record.
UUUCACACGGUAUAAAACCAUAGCAAUCCUACCUCUAUCACUCUUUUCUUUUCCCCUUUCUACGUGAUUUACACCACUGUAAAAACUCUCUCUUUCGUUCUUAGCUUUCACUCGAUUCAAAAGAAAAUAUUUUGUUUCAGCUUGUGAUAUGUUUUUAUCGAUACUUUGUAAAUCCUCAAUCAAAAAGUUUUGAGUUUCUCUACUUCACGUGAAGGUUGUGAAUCGGACUAAUACGAUCUUACAUGAGUUUCUUGAUCGAGUAAUAACAAAAAGCGUGACACUAAAUUUUAUUAGAAAUCUCACAGGAUCAAAUUUUUAUAAAGUAUAUUUUUAUUCUAUCAUAUCUCAAAAUAUGGAGCCGAAAUGUGAUUAUUGCGCAACCACACAAGCAAUAAUUUACUGCAAAUACGAUUUGGCUAAACUAUGCCUAAAAUGUGACGUCCAUGUACACUCCCCGAAUCCUCUGUCUCGCAGACACAUGCGUUCUCUGAUCUGCGAGAAAUGCUUCUCACAGCCUGCCGUUAUUCGCUGUCUCGACCAGAAGGUUUCAUAUUGCCAAGGAUGCCAAUGGCAUGUACGCAGCUGCUCUGCUUUAGGACACAGACUUCAAAGUCUAGAGCCAUUCUCCGGUUGUCCUUCUCCAACAGAAUUUUCCAGAAUGUGGUCUUCAAUUCUUGAACCUUCUGUUUCCAGUUUGGUUAAUCCAUCCAUUGGUUCUUUGCCCUCGGUUGAUCCCAACAAUGACAUGUUCGAGAUGUCAAAAAUCAACGAGCUAGACGAUUUGAUUGGUUCCUCUUAUUCAAUGAUGUCACAAAACAUCACUUACAUUCAGAAUCUCAGUGAUCAAUCAUCUUUCUUUUCUGGGGAUUCUAAGGGAUGUCCUCAUUUGAUUCUAAAACUUGAAGAAGGCGAAGAAGAUCUGUGUGAGGGACUUAACUUGGACAAUGCGCCUUUAAACUUUGAUGUUGGAGAUGAUAUCAUCUGCUGCUCGCCACAAGAACACAUAGAAUCUGAUCAAACAUUACCAAAUGGUCUCUUGGCUUACAAGAACAUCAUAUCUGUUACCGACUCAAACUGUACUACUGACAACCCUUUAGAGGCAACGUCAACAGGACAGCAAGAAUGUAAAAGUUAUCAUCAGUCAGGUCCGUUGCAAAUGAACAUCAACAUUGGACUUCCUCUUCCGACAUCCCCUAUCUUGUUCGGACAGAUCAAUCCGAACAUCAAAGGUCAUGAAAGCACUGCAGUGGAUUACCAGGAUUGUGGUAUGUCUACAGGGUUUAUAAUGAGUGAUUCGCCAUGGGAAUCAAAUCUUGAAGUUAGUUCUCCACAAACAAGGAAUGAAGCUAAGUUGAGAUACAAAGAGAAGAAACUCAAGCGCACUUUUGGGAAACAGAUUCGAUAUGCAUCUCGCAAAGCGAGAGCUGACACGAGAAAAAGAGUGAAAGGAAGAUUCGUGAAAGCUGGCGACAAUUAUGACUAUGACCCAUCAUCACCAACCACAAAUCAAUGAGUUUUCUUUUCCCUAAAACAACUUUUUUUUUUGAAUCGAGGAAAUCAACAUGUUUCGGCAUGGGAACGUUGGAGUACUGCACGAAGAAUGCUUAGACGUAGUGAAAGUGACGAAUUGGGUGGAAAGCCAAAAUGGGUGAAAAAUAUAGUAAUUUUGCUUCGUUUUUUUUACUGAAAUUCUUUUGUUUUUCUUUUAUGUUUACCAAUAAUUUUCUAGCUUUUAUGAUAAAUAAAGUACUAUGUCUUUCUCCAUAAGUUAGUUGUUUCAGAGGACGCGG